AUGUCCAUGUAUUCUCAUCGCGGCAUGGGCGCCGUUCCCCCCGGGAACUCUGCCCGCCUCAAUGAGCUCCUCGAUCAAAUCAGAGCUGAAUUUGAAACUCAACUUCGUCAGGCCGAAGGUUUUGAGCACCAGAUUUCAGCCCAAGUUAGCGAGAUGCAGCUCGUUCGGGAAAAAGUAUAUGCAAUGGAACAGACCCACAUGACCUUGAAGCAAAAGUAUGAGGAGGAAAUCAGCAUGCUUCGGCAUCAACUCGAAAAUGCGCGCAAAGGCGGCCCUCAGCCGGGCAUGCCUGGGCCACCCCAGCACCCGGGUCCAUCUCAACAGCCACCAUCGAUUGCUCCAGGAAAUGGCCUCUUCAGCGGCAUAAUGGCAGGUGGAAAUCAAGCUGGAUUGGCACCUCCAAAUCAACAACCACAUGCUCCUCCCCAGGAGCAGCAGUUGGGCCCUCAGCACCAGAUGGGCCAGGGCCCGCCUGGCCUUCCUGUUCCUCCGCCGCACCCUAAUGCACAACAGCCGCCAUACCAACAAGGCUACCCUCAAGGCCCUGUUUCGAACGGAAUGGGCCCUCAGCCGCCUCAAAGCACUGCUUCACCUGGCCCAGGACGACGAGGGGUUGGGCGCCCGCCAAACGCCGUUGGACCUGCCACUCCCCAGAUCAACACUCCCGUUCCGUAUCCUGGCAAUGCUCAAUCGCCCCAGGUUAGCCAUCCGACACCCGAUCACGCUCGCAUGGGCGGUCCUCGAGCGCCUCCUGUUGGCAAUGCCUUGGGUGACCUUGAAGUCGAUUCCGUUGCACCGCACAACAAGAAGACUGGCACUGAUUGGUACGCCAUCUUCAAUCCUGCUGUCCAGCGUGUCCUGGAUGUGGAUCUUGUCCAUUCACUUGCACACGAGAGUGUUGUGUGCUGCGUUAGAUUCAGCCAUGACGGUAAAUACGUGGCCACUGGCUGUAACAGAUCUGCUCAGAUUUUUGAUGUGUCAAGUGGUGAGAAGGUGUGUGUCUUGGAGGAUCAUAAUGCCCAAGAUAUGACAGCCGAUCUGUAUAUUCGCAGUGUGUGCUUCAGUCCUGACGGCCGCUAUCUGGCCACUGGCGCUGAAGACAAACUCAUCCGUGUUUGGGACAUCCAAUCAAGAACCAUUCGCAAUCAUUUUUCUGGCCACGAACAAGAUAUCUAUUCCCUCGAUUUUGCACGUGAUGGGCGAACAAUUGCAUCUGGCAGCGGCGACCGAACAGUUCGACUGUGGGAUAUUGAGCAAGGUACCAACACAUUAACAUUGACCAUUGAGGAUGGCGUCACUACUGUGGCAAUCUCCCCCGACACGCAAUAUGUUGCUGCAGGGUCUUUGGACAAGAGUGUCCGUGUGUGGGACAUUCACUCUGGAUUUUUGGUGGAGCGUCUUGAGGGUCCUGACGGCCAUAAGGAUUCUGUCUACUCGGUUGCAUUCUCGCCAAAUGGAAAGGAUCUAGUCAGCGGCAGUUUGGAUCGAACUAUCAAGAUGUGGGAGCUUAGCUCCCCACGUGGAGGACAGAGUGCUGCCCCCAAGGGCGGCAAGUGUGUCAAGACUUUUGAGGGCCAUCGCGACUUCGUGCUGUCCGUUGCGUUGACACCCGAUGCUAACUGGGUCUUGUCGGGUUCAAAGGAUCGUGGUGUUCAAUUCUGGGACCCUCGCACCGGCACCACACAGCUGAUGCUGCAGGGGCACAAGAAUUCUGUUAUCUCAGUGGCCCCGAGCCCCCAGGGUACCUACUUUGCCACGGGAUCGGGCGACAUGAAGGCACGAAUCUGGUCAUACCGCCCAUACUAA
This is a messenger RNA of Pochonia chlamydosporia 170, 1806 nucleotides long. Its product is annotated as transcriptional repressor rco-1. Gene Ontology annotation, molecular function: protein binding. The record is from RefSeq and is a predicted model, not a curated record. Bases 1 to 1806 code for a protein of 601 amino acids. The transcript is spliced from 4 exons. NCBI's taxonomy places the organism in Eukaryota, Fungi, Ascomycota, Sordariomycetes, Hypocreales, Clavicipitaceae.